GGAGAGGAGAAACCGUCCCGUUUCAGAAGAAUGCGGGGCUCGUCCUUUCAGACCUUACGUCAACCCGGAGUCUUUAACAGGCUCGGUCAGCCCCGGUCCGGACGCAGACAGAGGCGCACAGAGAUGACAGCGACGGGAAGAGGAUGUAGCACACCUGUGGAGAGCUGCGAGUUGAGCGUUUAGGACGGGACUAAUUCUGGAUUCAAUGCAUUUGCAGUUCCUCACCAGUGAUGAGUUGGCUCCUGUUGUGGAUUCUAACUGCAGCCGGGAUUCAACAGGCCUACUCCCAGAAUUCCACUGCCAUGCCACCUGCCACAGCCGUCACGUCCCCAGCCGCUGACCUGUACAACCGGACACAGUACUGUAAGUGGCCCUGCGAGUGUCCCAGGGUCAACCCUACCUGUCCGCCGGGCGUCAGCCUCCUCAUGGACGGCUGUGACUGCUGCAAGGCCUGUGCCCGGCAGGUGGGCGAGGUGUGCAAUGAGGCAGACACAUGCGAUUACCACAAGGGACUGUACUGUGACUACAGCUCGGACAUGCCUAGGUACGAAAAAGGAGUGUGUGCAUAUAUGGUGGGAACAGGCUGUGAGCAUGAUGGCGUGAUCUACCGCAACGGGCAGAGCUUCAAGCCUAGCUGUAAAUACCAGUGUGUGUGUGUGAACGGUGCCAUUGGAUGCGUGGCACUGUGCACAGAGUCCCAGCCUCCGAGAAUGUGGUGCCAGACCCCACGACGGGUCAAAGUCCGGGGACAAUGCUGUGAGAAAUGGAUUUGUGAUGAACCAAAGAGAGGGCGCAAGACGGCGCCGCGACAUGCAAUAGAGGUUUCCCCUGCUGAGACCAACUGGCACAAGAACUGCAUUACCCAGACUACCUCAUGGAGCCCCUGCUCAAAGACCUGUGGCCGCAGCCUGUCCAUGAGGAUCUCUAACGCCAACGAGCAGUGUGAGCUGGUCAAAGAGUCUCGGCUUUGCAACCUACGGCCCUGUGAGGUCGAUAUCACCAAACACAUCAAGCCGGGAAAGAAAUGUCUGAACAUCUACAGAGAAGAACAGCCCUCCAACUUUACCAUCUCUGGCUGCACCAGCAAGAAGCAGUACAGGCCCAAAUACUGCGGCGUCUGCACAGACGAGCGCUGCUGCAUCCCCUACAAGUCCAAAACCAUCGACGUAGAUUUCGAGUGUCCUAACGGGACAGGAUUCACCUGGAAGAUGAUGUGGGUCCAGGCUUGCUUCUGCAACCUCAGUUGCAAAAACCCAAACGACAUCUUCGCCGAGCUGGAGAGUUACUAUGGUUACCCAGAAGUCAUGAACUAACCCAGGGUGUCCGCGCGGUCUCAAAAAGUCUUAAAAGGUAAUAAAUCAAUGUUGCGAAAAUUAAGGCCAUUAAAAAGUAUUUAAAAGUCUUAAUUAAGGUAUUACAUUUUGAAGAUAUUUUUUUCAAUGUGAAAAUCCUGUUUGUCCAAAAGUUUGUUUGCUAAAAGUGUAGGUGAACGUAUUUAUUUAUAAUGCGUAGCCAAAAAUACUAGACAGGCAGAGAGUAGCGACUGUGAUUCCUUUCUGUAGGCUCACGUUAGGCGCGGGGAUCUACCGAGCGCCUCUUAAACGCUCCAAAAAAAUAGAUCCGUGCGAACCGGAAAAUAAUUUGACGAGUACAACCGACCGUAAUCUCCCACCCUGCCGGACCCGCAACGUUAAUCGUCCAAAACAUAGUCGGAGUGGCGAUCAGGAGUAACGGGAUUAACCCGGUUGGCCGGUCGCUCUGUGGCCACCUGAACAGCCCCGUUCCUGAAAAACAAGAGUGAGAUGCGCUGCAAGAAGCUGAAUCGCAAAGACAGAACAACAGGGAAAAUUCAAGGAGCGUGUGGGGUUGGCUAACGUUAGCCGGCUAUUUAGCUAAAUCUCUGCCUUUUAUUGAAACACGUUGAACUUCUCAUAAAGCCGAUGCUCUUGUUAAUGUCACUUUUUUGAAAAAAAAAAAAAAAAAGUUUGAUGUGCUGCAACAAACUUUAUAAAUGUUGAACUCAAUGU
This is a messenger RNA of Micropterus dolomieu (smallmouth bass), 2027 nucleotides long. It is a transcript of the gene ccn4a, whose product is annotated as cellular communication network factor 4a. The transcript is spliced from 5 exons. Gene Ontology annotation, biological process: cell adhesion; signal transduction. NCBI's taxonomy places the organism in Eukaryota, Metazoa, Chordata, Actinopteri, Centrarchiformes, Centrarchidae. The coding region runs from base 231 to 1313 and encodes 360 amino acids. Gene Ontology annotation, cellular component: extracellular matrix; extracellular region. The record is from RefSeq and is a predicted model, not a curated record. Gene Ontology annotation, molecular function: integrin binding; heparin binding.